CCUGCGAGCGGCUGAAGAGCACGUGACAUGACGCGUCAUCAACAUGGCGACCCAGUGCUGAGACAGCAGCGUCUGUCGCUCCAAUACAACCAGCGGCGACGUCGGCGGCCAGCUUCAGGUAGCGUCUGCUAGGGACACCUGCACUAAAGCAGGGCUUAGGCCGGCAAUGACGGCCUGAACGAGGAAAUAAACUCCGGAGCAAGAAAUGAAAGAACAACAACCUGACUUCAGUAAACGGCACACUGAGACAGAAAGCGCGACGACGAAGAGCAUGUUUGUGUCUCGGGCGCUGGAGAAAAUCCUGUCGGAUAAGGAGGUGAAGCGGAGCCAGCACAGCCAGCUGCGCAAGGCCUGUCAGGUGGCUCUGGAGGAGAUCAAGCUUGAGCUGGAAAACCAGAAGGUUGGUACCGUGGUUCCUCCCAAAGCUAAUUACAUCGAAGCUGACAAGUAUGUGUUACCUUUCGAGCUGGCAUGUCAGUCAAAGUCUCCACGCAUUGUCAGUACGUCAUUGGACUGCUUACAGAAACUUAUUGCUUAUGGCCAUAUCACGGGUAACGCACCGGACAGCGGUGCACCAGGGAAACGGCUGAUCGACCGACUGGUCGAGACGAUCUGCAACUGUUUUCAGGGUCCACAGACUGACGAAGGAGUGCAGCUCCAGAUUAUCAAAGCUCUCCUGACUGCAGUCACAUCUCCUCACAUAGAGAUUCAUGAGGGGACAAUUCUGCUGACCGUGCGCACCUGCUACAACAUCUACCUGGCCAGCCGCAACCUAAUCAACCAGACCACAGCCAAGGCCACGCUAACUCAGAUGCUCAACGUCAUUUUUUCACGCAUGGAGAACCAAGCAGCACUUGAGGCCCAGGAAGCAGAGAAAGAGAGGCAGCGGCUUCAGGUCCCGAAUCCUGUCCCAAGCUCCCGAAACCCUUCACCUACACCAGGAGUGUGCGCGUCCCCACAGAAUGGGCCUCCAGAACCCUCUCUGAGCCCUCCUGAACUCACAUCCACACCCCCUACUCCUCAGAACUCCUCCUUGAACGGACAGUCAGAGGGACCAACAGCAGAUGAGGAACCGGCUGCACCAGAACAGAGUUCAACCAAAAGUUCACAACCAGAACUGCAGGAGUCAGAUCCUUCUGUGCCCAAGCCACUGGAAGAGAGGGUUGCUGAGGGAGAAGAGGGUCAUCUGGAGGCUGAGACAGAGCAAGCCUCAGAGGUUCAGGAGGAGGCAGAGCCAGACAGUGGCCUGGGAGAGAGCUCUGUGGAGGGAGUAGGUUUGGACCAACAUUCUGACUCCGAGUCCAAAGUGACACCCCCUAUGGCCAGGACAGACGCUCAGCAAAUGAAUGGUGUUGUGGAUGACCAAACCUCUGUGUCAUCAGAUAUUCUGGAGACAGAGGUGAUGCAGAGCAUGCAGACAGCUGCCCGCUUCUCACACAUCCUUCAGAAAGACGCCUUCCUGGUUUUCCGUUCCCUUUGCAAACUCUCCAUGAAGCCAUUGGCUGAUGGUCCACCAGACCCCAAGUCUCAUGAGCUACGCUCUAAGGUGGUCUCGCUCCAGUUGCUGCUGUCAGUGCUUCAGGGUGCCGGCCCCGUGUUUCGCACACACGAGAUGUUUGUGAAUGCUAUCAAGCAAUACUUGUGUGUGGCACUGUCUAAGAACGGAGUUUCCUCUGUGCCUGAAGUGUUUGAACUCUCUCUAGCCAUCUUCCUCACCCUGCUUUCCCACUUUAAAGUGCACCUUAAGAUGCAGAUUGAGGUGUUCUUCAGAGAGAUUUUCCUGACUAUUCUGGAAACAUCUACCAGCUCUUUUGAGCACAAAUGGAUGGUCAUCCAGACCCUGACUCGCAUUUGUGCAGAUGCCCAAUGUGUAGUGGAUAUCUACGUGAACUAUGACUGUGACCUAAAUGCAGCAAAUAUCUUCGAGAGGCUGGUGAACGAUCUGUCAAAAAUUGCUCAGGGUCGGAGUGGACAGGAGCUGGGAAUGACUCCACUGCAGGAGCUGAGUUUACGUAAGAAAGGCUUGGAAUGCCUGGUGUCUAUUCUGAAAUGCAUGGUGGAGUGGAGCAAAGACCUGUACGUCAACCCUAACCUACAGACCAAUCUAGGUCAGGAACAUCAGGCUGAAGGAGAGGGAGUAGAAGCAAAACUCCCUGAACACUUGUCCUCUCGCAGAGACAGUGUCAGCUCUCAGGACUCGGCUGUGUCGUCCAGUGUUCAGGCUUCCCAGCCUGACCAUCCUGAACAGUAUGAGGUUAUCAAACAGCAGAAAGAGAUUAUCGAGCAUGGCAUUGAGCUAUUUAAUAAAAAGCCCAAGAGGGGUGUGCAAUACCUGCAGGAGCAAGGCAUGUUGGGACCCUCUGCGGAGGAUAUCGCUCAGUUCCUGCACCAGGAGGAGAGACUCGAUACAACUCAGGUUGGGGAGUUCCUCGGUGAGAACGCCAAGUUCAAUAAGGAGGUGAUGUACUGCUACGUGGACCAACUGGACUUCUGUGGCAAGGACUUUGUGUCGGCAUUGCGCACGUUCCUUGAAGGCUUCAGGUUGCCUGGGGAGGCGCAGAAAAUCGAUCGGCUCAUGGAGAAGUUUGCAGCACGCUAUCUGGAGUGCAAUCAGGGGCAGACUCUGUUCGCUAGUGCUGACACGGCCUAUGUGCUGGCGUACUCCAUCAUCAUGUUAACCACUGAUCUGCACAGCCCACAGGUGAAGAGCAAAAUGACAAAAGAACAGUACAUUAAGAUGAACCGUGGCAUUAACGACAGUAAGGAUCUGCCUGAGGAGUACCUCUCCUCCAUUUAUGACGAAAUAGCAGGAAAGAAGAUCGCCAUGAAGGAGAGUAAGGAGUACUCCAUUACCCCAAAGUCCAACAAGCAGAGUGUAGCUAGUGAGAAACAGAGACGACUGCUGUAUAAUAUGGAAAUGGAGCAGAUGGCCAAGACAGCUAAAGCCCUGAUGGAAGCUGUGAGCCACGCUCAGGCUCCUUUCUUCAGCGCCACCCACCUGGAGCAUGUCCGCCCCAUGUUUAAGUUGGCGUGGACGCCCCUGUUAGCAGCGUUCAGCGUUGGCCUGCAGGACUGUGAUGACCAGGAGGUGGCGUCUCUGUGCCUGGAGGGAAUUCGCUGUGCAAUCAGAAUUGCCUGCAUUUUCAGCAUGCAGCUGGAGCGUGAUGCAUAUAUUCAGGCCUUGGCCAGGUUUACACUGCUCACAGCUAGCUCCAGCAUUACAGAGAUGAAGCAGAAGAACAUUGACACCAUAAAGACCCUCAUCACUGUGGCACACACUGAUGGGAACUACUUGGGCAACUCCUGGCAUGAGAUUCUGCGAUGUAUCAGUCAGUUGGAAUUGGCUCAGCUGAUUGGCACAGGCGUAAAGACACGUUAUAUCUCUGGUGUAGUCCGAGACCAGGGAGGUAGCAUUAAGGGCUUUCCCACUGGUGGAGAGGAGUUCAUGCCUCUUGGCUUAGGCACACUAGUUGGGGGUCCAGACAGACGUCAGAUGGCUCACAUUCAGGAGUCAGUGGGGGAAACCAGCUCUCAGAGUGUAGUGGUAGCUGUGGACAGAAUUUUCACUGGAUCCACAAGGCUUGAUGGAAAUGCAAUUGUGGACUUUGUGCGCUGGCUGUGUGCGGUGUCAAUGGAUGAACUGGCUUCUGCUCACCAGCCACGCAUGUUCAGUCUGCAGAAGAUUGUGGAGAUCUCCUACUACAACAUGAACCGCAUCCGACUGCAGUGGUCCCGCAUUUGGCAGGUCAUAGGAGACCACUUCAACAAGGUGGGCUGCAACCCUAACGAGGAUGUGGCCAUCUUUGCUGUGGACUCUCUGAGACAGCUUUCCAUGAAGUUUUUGGAGAAGGGAGAGUUGGCCAACUUCCGCUUCCAGAAGGACUUUCUUAGGCCGUUUGAGCACAUUAUGAAGAAGAACAGGUCUCCGACAAUCCGGGACAUGGUGAUCCGCUGUGUGGCUCAAAUGGUGAACUCGCAGGCAGCUAACAUCCGCUCAGGCUGGAAGAACAUCUUCUCUGUGUUCCACCAGGCCGCAUCAGACCACGAUGAGACCAUAGUGGAGCUUGCCUUCCAAACCACAGGACACAUUGUCAUGAAAACCUUUCAGCAGCACUUUGCAGCAGCUAUUGACUCAUUCCAGGAUGCAGUGAAGUGUCUGUCUGAGUUUGUGUGCAAUGCUGCAUUCCCUGAUACUAGCAUGGAAGCCAUCCGGCUCAUUCGCCACUGUGCCAAAUAUGUGUCUGACAGACCACAGGUACUAAGAGAGUACACUAGUGAUGACAUGAACGUUGCUCCUGGUGAUCGGGUGUGGGUGCGAGGCUGGUUCCCCAUCCUUUUCGAGCUCUCCUGUAUCAUCAACCGCUGCAAGCUGGACAUCAGGACCAGAGGCCUGACAGUGAUGUUUGAGAUUAUGAAGAGUUAUGGACACACUUUUGAGAAGCACUGGUGGCAUGAUCUCUUCCGUAUCGUCUUCCGCAUCUUUGACAACAUGAAACUUCCAGAGCAGCAGACUGAGAAAACCGAAUGGAUGACCACUACAUGUAACCACGCGCUCUACGCUAUUUGCGACGUCUUCACACAGUUCUAUGAGCCUCUUAGUGAGGUGUUGCUGGUGGAUGUUUUUGCUCAGCUGCAGUGGUGCGUCAGACAAGAUAAUGAGCAGCUAGCACGGUCGGGCACCAACUGUUUGGAAAACUUGGUGAUCCAGAAUGGAGAGAAGUUCAGUGGGGAAGUUUGGGGUAUCACCUGCAACUGCAUGCUGGAGAUCUUCCAGUCUACCAGCCCUCAUGCCUUGUUGACAUGGAGACCAGCUGGGCAGGAAGAGGAGGUGGGAGAUGGGAAACACAUGGAUGUGGAAAUGGACUCUCAGUCUCAGAGCAGCUUUGAGAGGACGCUGUCAGAGAGAGGACAGAGUCAGAUGUCCACUGCCAGUGAUGAAGCCUGGAGGGGAAAGCCCCAUGCACGAGUGUCGGACCAGAGGCUGUUUGCAGGGCUCCUCAUAAAGUGUGUGGUGCAGCUGGAGCUCAUUCAGACCAUAGAUAACAUUGUCUUCUACCCAGCCACCAGCAAGAAGGAGGACGCUGAGAACAUGGCUGCUGCUCUGAGAGAUGGUCUGGAGGAGAGAGAGGACGGGGAGGCACAGGUUGAAUCAGAGCAGGGCAUGUACAGGCAUCUCUCUCCUCAGCACCUCUUCAAACUGCUUGACUGCCUACUUGAGUCGCACCGCUUCGCUAAAAACUUCAACUCCAACAAUGAGCAAAGGACAGCGCUCUGGAGGGCAGGUUUCAAGGGCAAGUCUAAACCUAACCUGCUGAAGCAGGAGACGAGCAGUUUGGCCUGCAGUCUGAGGAUACUUUUCCAAAUGUACUCAGACAGGCGGCUGCAGGGCACGUGGCCCGAUAUCCAGACUCGACUGCUACUUGUGUGUAGUGAAGCCUUGGCCUACUUUAUCAUCUUAACCUCAGAGAGCCACCGAGAGGCCUGGACCAGCUUACUGCUGCUCCUACUCACCAGAACACUCAGACUCCCUGAUGACAAGUUCAAGCCACAUGCCUCCUGUUAUUACCCCUACCUAUGCGAGAUGAUGCAGUUUGACCUCAUCCCUGAGCUGCGUGCAGUCCUGCGUCGCUUCUUCCUCCGCAUCGGUUCAGUCUUCCACAUCGCUGCCCCUGAGAUAGUGCACACACGAGCCCCAACCUCAUAGGCCUCUGCAAGGCUUGUGUGUGUAUAAACGACUACGAAAAUAGGAGGUGGGAAAGCUUAAUUGUUGCGUGUCCCUCCUCUGGUGUGAAGAACCAUGCAGGAUCACUCGGAGCCGAUGCUGAGACUGCUCGCUCUGGGCUCUGGGUGUCCAGGGCCACCCUCCAUUUCUGGAUCUCAUGACCUUUUUACCCCACGGCUCCCCCUCAAGAGAGAAAAGCACUGUGAGCCAACAGAGCUUUUCCACUACGUGGACUUUCUAACACUGCAGCUCAGUAAAAUCAUAUCAUUUAUUCCAGAACAGGGGGGCAGUAUGGCAACAAUAAUUAAUUUAUUAACCAUAUAGUUGUCUAUCCUGUUCCUGAUUGACAGUUGAUUUGUGUUGUUUUUUUUUUGUUUGUUUGUUUGUUUUUGUGUUAUCUGUUAUUUUUGUCCUUUCAGUAAGUCAACAAACAGCGAUGUCCAAAUGCACAGAGCUGAAAGAGCAUUUUUUGAAUAUUCCACCAUUCACACAUUUGUAAUUUAAAGCAACGUUAUGCCUAUGAUGAAAGAGAUUUACUAAAUCCUCAGUCAAGAAUUACAGCAACAGACACAAGGGUUGGGCACUGCUGUAACAAUCAUACCCACACACAAUCAUUCGAUUUGAUUAUACCUACUGGGUUAAUAAUCUCUUUUGGUGUAUGUUGAUCAGUUCUGAUUGAAGCUUUAAUGACAAGCAGUGCAAAAUACACUCCGUUGCUGGUAUUUGCAUCUUAGCAUAUUGCAUUCAUAUAAAACAGAAGUGAAACAUUAUUUUUGGAGCCUAGGUUUGGGUUGCGUGUGUCACAUUUAACAGUAAGUAUCCUGAAUGCGGAGCCAGUUACCCUUCAUCUUCUGAUGAGUGUGUUAAUAAAAAGAGGGUUAACUUUUAUAUGGAGUUGAGCUAAUAUUGGCCAGGGAAAGUAGAGCUGCUCUCAUUUCUUUUGAUUUCAUCAAGUAUCCUGUCUAAGCCAUUCCAUUCGCUCGGUAAUACACACUACACUUCCCUGCGUGAAGUGCAAAGAAAUUGUUUGGCCUGGAAAAAAUAUUUGGAAAAUGCCCGUUCCAUUCGGCCUACAUUUAAAGUGUGGGUUGUCUCUUUGUUUUUCCUUCUUGGUGGAAAGUCCCUGCUUAGUGGACAGAUUCAUUGUCUUUCCAGUCCCAUCAUCAGCUGAGCUUUAUCCCAGUAUUGAGUGUGAUCAAGUCAGCUUGCUUCAUUAUCUUGCAGUGUUGCCAUACCAACACCAAGCAAACCCACAAAUAAAAAAGGUUACAUACACUGUAUAAUGCAGACUUGUUUAUACUUGAGUAUAACAGUAUGAAGCCUCUGUAGUAACAGAGCAUAUGAAGCUUGGGAUUCGUUUUUAUGCGGAUGUAUUUAAUUAUUUGAAGUGCAUUUAAAUAUUUUCUGAAAGCAUUCCUUCCCUUGCAACUAUAUAUGUCUACUUUGCUCCCCUGAUGUAUGGGGAAUAUAAAUAUAUACAGUAAGAAGAAAAUACAAAGUGUAAAGUUUUCAUGUAAAAUAAAGGAUUAAAUAAAUGCACUACACAUAUUGUGGUGUCAUCUUCCAA
This is a messenger RNA of Pangasianodon hypophthalmus (striped catfish), 7289 nucleotides long. It is a transcript of the gene arfgef2, whose product is annotated as ADP-ribosylation factor guanine nucleotide-exchange factor 2 (brefeldin A-inhibited). The record is from RefSeq and is a predicted model, not a curated record. Gene Ontology annotation, molecular function: guanyl-nucleotide exchange factor activity. Gene Ontology annotation, biological process: regulation of ARF protein signal transduction. The transcript is spliced from 39 exons. NCBI's taxonomy places the organism in Eukaryota, Metazoa, Chordata, Actinopteri, Siluriformes, Pangasiidae. Bases 206 to 5704 code for a protein of 1832 amino acids.